Molecule: messenger RNA, 1601 nt
Organism: Trichoderma asperellum CBS 433.97
Lineage: Eukaryota; Fungi; Ascomycota; Sordariomycetes; Hypocreales; Hypocreaceae
Biological process (GO): regulation of cyclin-dependent protein serine/threonine kinase activity; mitotic cell cycle phase transition
Cellular component (GO): cytoplasm; nucleus; spindle pole body
Molecular function (GO): cyclin-dependent protein serine/threonine kinase regulator activity
Source: RefSeq, a predicted model, not a curated record
CGAUCGAAUUUCCAGCCUACAUGAUCCCGGCUUUAUUCCCAGCCACAGUCACUCUUUUCCAUUAGUUUCUUCACCACGCUCCUUAAUAUCUUAAUAUCUUAAUUCCUAGGGUUGCAUUCACUCCUUGAUCGCACCCAAGGCUCGCUCUUUACUCAAUAGUCUCUCCCACUCAAAGAUUCCUGGAGAACUUGCCCGUCACUCUUUUAGACAUAUAAUCAACACCGACCCAAUCUAAUUUUACAGCAAACCCUCAUCCAUCAUGGCCUAUGCUCACCCAGACGAACACUUCUUCAUCGAGAGCGAUGAGCCCCAGUCCAGUACUCGAAGCUUCCGAGACACCGCAAAGAUGCUUGCGCGCAGUCGGCAAGAGACGAUUGCUUGCGAGCUCUCUCGUCUUGCCGGCGAGGAGUACCUGGGGGACAUCAUGACGCAUAUGCGACACAUGGAGGAGGAGACCCUUCCCGAUGCUAACCUCAUUGACAUGCAACGUGAGAUCCAAUGGUUUAUGCGACCGUACCUCAUCGACUUCCUCAUCGAGGCCCAUGCCGCUUUCGCCUUACUGCCUGAGACGCUGUUCCUCACCGUCAACCUGCUGGACCGAUACUGCUCACGACGAGUGGUGUAUAAGCAGCACUACCAGCUCGUUGGCUGCGCCGCUCUUCUCAUCGCAGCCAAGUACGGCGACAAGAAGGACCGGGUGCCUCAGAUUCAUGAACUCAACAACAUGUGCUGCGGCCUGUACGAUGCCGGCAUGUUUACACAAAUGGAGAUGCACGUCUUGAACACUCUCGAGUGGACCAUUGGCCACCCCACCGUUGACUUCUUUACCCAGCUCAUGGUUGCGGAAGAGCAGGACGACAAGGAGGUGGAGCACAUGGCCGCUUACCUGUGCGAGAUUGCCCUGUACCAUCGCGAUUUUGUUUCGACCAAGCCGUCGAUGAUGGCACGUUCCUCACUGGCUUUGGCGAGAGCCAUUCUGGGCCGACCCGAGGUCAACGACGGCGACUGGGAUCACACCGAGAACCUGACCCUGUUGACUCUCUCUCAGCACCUCAACCAGCCUUCGCCAACCCUGGCGCGCAAGUACUCUUCGUCAUCCCUGUCCAAGGCAUCGCAGAAACUGGCAGACUUUAUGGCUGAGCAGGCUGCGAUGGCCAGACGCCAAGCCAACCCCCCGUCACCGGCUGCCGAGACUCCUUCAAGACAUGCCGCCGACAUCUACAGCACCCCUCAGAAGGGCCAUGGCGCUGCCACUGGCUUCGACGGUUACCUCACGCCUCCCAUCACCCCCGACAAUGCUUAUGGAAAUGCGGCGAAGGAGACUUACCACCAGUUGCCUCCUCGAUGCCCCGUCACGCCAACUCCUCCUCAGAGCCAUCCUUCUGCAUACUCCCAACAUGUACAACAAUAUGCUGCUUUCGUGAACCAGCACGGAAUCCACCAGCACUAGGAGCUUUGGUGGCGCAUAUGUUUGGCAUAGUCGAUCGAACUAAUACAGCACACGCUUUCUUUCCCACCUUCAUCCAUAUUAGCUUAUGGGCGAUGGGAGGAUGUUCAUGUUUCAAUUUUCGAGGUCAUGGCGAUGGGCUCGACUUUCCAAG